This is a messenger RNA of Hyla sarda, 538 nucleotides long. RefSeq names its product lymphocyte antigen 6E-like. NCBI's taxonomy places the organism in Eukaryota, Metazoa, Chordata, Amphibia, Anura, Hylidae. The record is from RefSeq and is a predicted model, not a curated record. The transcript has 3 exons. Bases 130 to 510 code for a protein of 126 amino acids.
UAUAGACAAUGAUAUGGAUGACACAGAAGUCCCCGGACCUGUCUGUAGAGGGGCCUGGUUACUACAACAAUACGCAGCCCCCUCUAUAUAAGGAGACGCUCAGUGUAUCUCCGCCACUAUCUCCCAGCCAUGGCCGCCUACACAAACCUGCUCCUGAUCGCUGCUCUCUGUGUUGGUACAGUUCACUCCUUAACCUGCUACACGUGCACAUCCCAGAGUAGCAACACGAACUGCAUGACCGCGACCAACUGCUCCGCCUCCGAAACCUCCUGCAUGACCUCCGUGGUGUCCGGUGGAAUCGGGAGUCUCACGGCUGCCACCAUCACGAAGACCUGCUCCUCAGCCUGUGUGGCCACUGGAACUAAUAUUGUUAUAUUCUCAUCGAGUGUCACCUGCUGCAGCACCAACCUGUGUAACACCAGCGGAGCCUCCAGCAUCAAGUCCACCUCCACCAUCCUGGCCGCAGCCCUGGGAGCCAUCUUGGUUCUCCUCAGAAGCUCCUUCCUGUAAUUUAUUAUAUGAAAAUAAAAAAAACAUC